This is a messenger RNA of Dendroctonus ponderosae (mountain pine beetle), 2990 nucleotides long. RefSeq names its product arrestin, lateral eye. Gene Ontology annotation, molecular function: G protein-coupled receptor binding. The record is from RefSeq and is a predicted model, not a curated record. The coding region runs from base 262 to 2079 and encodes 605 amino acids. Lineage: Eukaryota; Metazoa; Arthropoda; Insecta; Coleoptera; Curculionidae. The transcript has 13 exons. Gene Ontology annotation, biological process: signal transduction; G protein-coupled receptor internalization. Gene Ontology annotation, cellular component: cytoplasm.
CAACCACAGCUACAGCUCGUAUAGCUGAACGUUCUCGUUCUAGGCUGGAUAUCGUAGACGCGCGGGAAGUUUUCCCUGUUAAAUUCGCCGAAUUCUAGCGGUUUUGCCAGUUUCGAUUUCACUUAUUUAUGUGGGAGUUGCUUAUGUUUCUGUAGAUCAACGCAAUGUCUUGGUUCAACGCUGCAAGGCAAUUUGGGGUUGAUGCCUGGAAGUGACGGGAUAAGCUGCUAAGUUAGUGCUGAGGUUAGCUGAGUGAGCAGGAUGACGAUGGAAGCUGAGGAACAGUCGGCUUCUGAGCCUGGUCCUAGCACUGCUCCUGAAAGUGAUUCAGCCGCACCGGAUCUGAAAAACCCUGAUUCAAACCUAAGCUCGCAAAGGGUGUUCAAGAAAUCAUCGCCAAACAGCAAACUUACCAUGUACUUGGGUUCCCGCGACCUAGUGGUUUCACAUGGCCGAAUCGACCGACUUACCGGCGUCUUACUAAUCGACCCUGACUUUGUGGACAAUCGCAAAGUCUACGGACAGAUCACCCUUAUGUUUCGCUAUGGACGUGAAGACGAAGAAGUAAUGGGCCUGAAGUUCUGCAACGAAGCUGUGAUGUGUUUGGCUCAAUUGUACCCACCUCCUGAGCAACAAAUCUACACACCAACUCGGCUACAGGAGUCCCUUUUGAAGCGACUAGGCGUCAAUGCGUAUCCAUUCACAAUGGAAAUAACCCCCUUGGCACCUCCUAGUGUGCAGCUGGUUCCAGCCAAAGAAUACAACGGAGCUCCCAUAGGAACCAGCUACGAUGUGCGGGCCUACGUUGCUGAGCGAAUAGACGAAAAGUUGCACAAAAGAACGACAGUGAGGAUGGGAAUUCGCGUGGUGCAAAGGGCGUUUGCUCCGCCAUCCCCUUACCAAUAUGUUCCAGGAGGAGGCAAAACUUCAAAGGAGCAAGCCAAGAUGAACAGGAAAGCGCUGCUGUUCGGGUGUAAAAGUGAGCCGUUCCAAAAUCGACUCCUGACCAAUCAAGCCAUGUCGAGAUCGGCGGAAACCCUGCCUGGAAAUCAGCUACUGUGCCCACAAAUCCGCAUUACUCACCGAUCAAUGCCGGAGUGCAGGCGACAGAACCUGGAAGCUGGAAACAAUGAAGACACGGAAAAUAAGAGCCCCAAUCGCAGAUUUCCCCUAAAGUACAGUGGCCGUGUCACUUUUGAUGAGCAGGAGGACGACAGCAUCACCAUAACGCAAAAUAGUGUGGAAAUAAAUGGAAAAUCGACAGAUGCAGUGGACUCUGAGCAGACCGCUUUGGAAAAGAGACGAGCGUCAUUGAAAACGACCAAAUCUGAAGUUCGUAGCGAUAGUGUCGAAAGCAAUGAGGAUCGUAUAUCGGAUUAUUACCGAUCGCUGUGCAGUGCUAAGCGCCCAUCGAUGGCCGCUUAUUUAGCAGCAGUUCCCAAUCCGGAAGCGACAGUGGAAAAGCAAUUUUUGCUCAGCGACGGCAAAGUGAUACUCAGCGCAACGCUGGACAAGGGCAUUUAUUCGCACGGCGAAGAAAUUCGCGUCUCUGUCCAAAUCAGAAACAACAGCAGCAAAACCGUCAGGAGAAUAAAGGUGUUUGUGGUACAACAUGUGGACGUUUGCAUGUUCAGCAAUGGCAAGUUUAAAAACGUCGUCGCUUUGCUCAGCGACAAGGAGUCCUGUCCUAUUCUAACCGCAGCUACUUUGAGCAAAACCUACACUCUCCUACCACUGAACAGCACCACGAAGAACUGGAUAGCUUUGGAGGACACUUACACCAAAUCCAGUUCCAGCCUUGCCAGCACUGUUUGCUCGGUCACCGGAAAUGCUGACGAUCGAAACGUGUUUGCUAUAUAUGUUUCCUAUUAUGUCAAAGUAAAACUACUGGUGAGCGUGAUGGGUGGCGAUGUGAGCCUGAAAUUGCCGUUCACUUUGAUGCACACUUGCAACGAUUACGAUGGUGAAACCCUAACGAGAGUAAGACGAGUGGAGAGCGAGUCACGCCGCUUUGUCCAUCCUGCACAUAUCCAUCGCAAGACCGAACAAGACAUAAAGCAGGAGAAGGAUGGAACGUGAGAAAAGGAAAAGGUUGUGGUAGAAAUCAACAAAACCGACCAAAAAUCGCCAACCGACCCCCUCUGUAUCGGGCCUGAAGUUAUUCACGGCCCUCAACGGCCUUUGACGCUGCAUUUUUGCAAAAAUGGAGACAGCCAGAAGAUGGCAGCCGAAGAACCACAAGCUCACAAACCCGAGAAGAAGCAGCAGAAUCUGGAUGAAAUUGUUACAUUGAACAAAUCUGAUUCGGAAAUUGAAAAGUUGCCAACUGGUUUUAAGCAAAAUGGGGCUCAGUAUGUGGAGUGCCACCCCAAUGGAGAACAAGGGGCAUUUUUUAGCUUGAGACGCGCAUUUUGUUGUUUGAGAACUAGACGCAGCUCAUAGCAGAGCAUGCGAGUGAAAUGUUCUGAAGCGGUAAGUUUGAACUUGUAAUUAACGUCUACUGAGGGGACGUUACUAGGUAGGAAACUAUAAUAGCGCGCAAGCACAUGUAAUGGCUCAAACUUGCAAAAUAUAAUUAGGGUCUAUUUUUAGAAGAUGUAAAUAUAGAUAGGUAAAUGCAGUAAAUAACUUUUGUCCUCGAUUUGCUCAUGACCAGCGAUCAUUUGCCAACCUCAAACGGCCUUCCUAAGAGCCUGAUCCUAGUUGAGUGCAGCAAAAUCGCGCAGAAACUCCCAACUCCUCAACAUUUACACUCAAUUCCUACCCGUAUCAUUGGUGUGAAUUCCUAAAGUGUAUAGAUCGAUAUUUGUACUAUGAGGUGUCGAUAUGUGACAUGUCUAUGAGUGUUCCGUGUAGUUCCGUAAGAUCGAGCCUAUGUAAGAUAAAUAUUAUUUCCAUAAUGUAAAGAAAUAAUUUUGUAUCCUGACCGAAUGUAGCAUCCAAAUAUUGCCCCAUGUUAAUUGAAAAAAGAAUAAAAUAAUUAUAGAAAA